UUUACAAGGAUGAGAAGGCUAUAAAGCCUCCCUUGAGCCACUCACAGUUCAUUUCAAGGCCAAGAACGCCCCCAAAAUCUGUUUCUAAUUUUACAGAAAUCUUUUGAAAUUUGGCACGGUAUUCAAAAGUCCGUGGAAAGAAAAAAACCUUGUCCUAGCCUCGGCUUCCAACUCCGAAGACAGACUUGCUUCUUUUCAACGGUUUUCACAGAUCCGGUGACCCACGCUCUGAAGUCAGAAUUAGCUAACUUUUAAAAACAUCUGGAAAAAUGAAGGUUAGUAUAUGCAGCCUCAGGUAUUGCUAAAGAAGGAGGACUGGCUGAGUUUCGAUCACAGUUUUCUAUUGUUUAGAAGACAUGGUUAAAAAUUGUAUUUGGAGUUGCCACCUCUGCUCUGCUUGCUUUAUUGGUGAUGUGCAUUGUCUUACGUCCUUCAAGAGUUCAUGACUCCGAAGGAAGUACAAGAGCAUUCACACUGAAGGAUAUUUUAAAUGGGACAUUUACCUACAAAACAUUCUUCCCAAACUGGAUUUCAGGACAAGAAUAUCUUCAUCAGUCUACAGAUAAUGAUAUAGUAUAUUACAAUAUUGAAACAGGAGACUCAUAUACCAUUUUGAGUAAUGCCACCAUGAAAAGCGUGAAUGCUUCAAAUUAUGGCUUAUCACCUGAUCGGCAAUUUGCAUAUCUAGAAAGUGAUUAUUCAAAGCUUUGGAGAUACUCUUACACAGCAACAUAUCACAUCUACGACCUCAAUAAUGGAGAGUUUAUAAGAAGAAAUGAGCUUCCUCGUCCAAUUCAGUAUUUAUGCUGGUCGCCUGUUGGGAGUAAAUUAGCAUAUGUCUAUCAAAACAAUAUCUAUCUGAAACAAAGACCAGAAGACCCACCUUUUCAAAUAACAUAUAAUGGAAAAGAAAAUAAAAUAUUCAAUGGAAUCCCAGACUGGGUGUAUGAAGAGGAAAUGCUUGCUACAAAAUAUGCUCUCUGGUGGUCUCCUAAUGGAAAAUUUUUGGCAUAUGCAGAAUUUAAUGAUACAGAGAUACCAGUUAUUGCCUAUUCCUAUUUUGGUGAUGAACAAUAUCCUAGAACAAUAAAUAUUCCAUACCCAAAGGCUGGAGCUAAGAAUCCUGUUGUUCGGUUAUUUAUUAUUGAUACUGCUUAUCCUGAGCAUGUAGGUCCCAGAGAAGUGCCAGUUCCAGCAAUGAUAGCUUCAAGUGAUUAUUACUUCAGUUGGCUCACAUGGGUUACUGAUGAACGAAUAUGUUUGCAGUGGCUAAAAAGAAUCCAGAAUGUUUCAGUUCUGUCUAUAUGUGAUUUCAGGGAAGGCUGGCAGACAUGGGAUUGUCCAAAGACCCAGGAGCAUAUAGAAGAAAGCAGAACUGGAUGGGCUGGUGGAUUCUUUGUUUCAACACCAGUUUUCAGCUAUGAUGCCAUUUCAUACUACAAAAUAUUUAGCGACAAGGAUGGCUACAAACAUAUUCACUAUAUCAAAGACACUGUGGAAAAUGCUAUUCAAAUUACAAGUGGCAAGUGGGAGGCCAUAAAUAUAUUCAGAGUAACACAGGAUUCACUGUUUUAUUCUAGCAAUGAAUUUGAAGGCUACCCUGGAAGAAGAAAUAUCUAUAGAAUUAGCAUUGGAAGCUAUCCUCCAAGCAAAAAGUGCAUUACUUGCCAUCUAAGGAAAGAAAGGUGCCAAUAUUACACAGCAAGUUUCAGUGACUACGCCAAGUACUAUGCACUUGUCUGCUAUGGCCCAGGCCUCCCCAUUUCCACCCUCCAUGAUGGCCACACUGAUCAAGAAAUUAGAAUCCUGGAAGAAAACAAAGAAUUGGAAAAUGCUUUGAAAAAUAUCCAGCUACCUAAAGAGGAAAUUGAGAAACUUGAAGUGGAUGACAUUACUUUAUGGUACAAGAUGAUUCUUCCUCCUCAAUUUGACAGAUCAAAGAAGUAUCCCUUGCUAAUUCAAGUGUACGGUGGUCCCUGCAGUCAGAGCGUAAGGUCUGUAUUCGCUAUUAAUUGGAUUUCUUAUCUUGCAAGUAAGGAAGGGAUAGUCAUUGCCUUGGUGGAUGGCCGAGGAACAGCUUUCCAAGGUGACAAACUCCUGUAUGCAGUAUAUCGAAAGCUGGGUGUUUAUGAAGUUGAGGACCAGAUCACAGCUGUCAGAAAAUUCAUAGAAAUGGGUUUCAUUGAUGAAAAAAGAAUAGCCAUAUGGGGCUGGUCCUAUGGAGGCUAUGUUUCAUCGCUGGCCCUUGCUUCAGGAACUGGUCUUUUCAAAUGUGGGAUAGCAGUGGCUCCUGUCUCCAGCUGGGAAUAUUACGCAUCUAUCUACACAGAGCGAUUCAUGGGCCUCCCAACAAAGAACGAUAACCUCGAGCACUAUAAAAAUUCAACUGUGAUGGCAAGAGCAGAAUAUUUCAGAAAUGUAGACUAUCUUCUCAUCCACGGAACAGCAGAUGAUAAUGUGCACUUUCAAAACUCAGCACAGAUUGCGAAAGCUCUGGUUAAUGCACAAGUGGAUUUCCAGGCAAUGUGGUACUCUGACCAGAACCAUGGCAUAUCCGGCCUGUCCACGAAGCACCUGUACACCCACAUGACCCACUUCCUAAAGCAGUGUUUUUCUUUGUCCGACUGAAAACGACACAGACGCAAGCCUGUAUCACAGUCGGAACACUUCGUAUAAAUGCCUCAGACCAUUUGCUUGUUUUACUCUUUAUGCUGUUAAAUCCUGGUACAAGCAAACAAAUGAAUGAUGUUCUAAAGGCUGGCGGAAGAUUAAGACCAGAAGUUCAACCCAAAUAUUGUUUACAUUUUCUGGCACUCUCUGAAAGAAGAGAAGAGGGAACCGUGCCUUUUGCUUUGGACACAGACAGUGUUUUAUCACCUGUUCAUUUGAGUAAAAUAAUAAAGUCAGAAGUUAAAGCGCU
Ailuropoda melanoleuca (giant panda) is the source of this 2920-nucleotide messenger RNA. It is a transcript of the gene FAP, whose product is annotated as fibroblast activation protein alpha. Lineage: Eukaryota; Metazoa; Chordata; Mammalia; Carnivora; Ursidae. The record is from RefSeq and is a predicted model, not a curated record. The transcript is spliced from 26 exons. Bases 412 to 2628 code for a protein of 738 amino acids. Gene Ontology annotation, cellular component: plasma membrane. Gene Ontology annotation, molecular function: dipeptidyl-peptidase activity; serine-type endopeptidase activity. Gene Ontology annotation, biological process: proteolysis.